Molecule: messenger RNA, 2672 nt
Organism: Sander lucioperca (pikeperch)
Lineage: Eukaryota; Metazoa; Chordata; Actinopteri; Perciformes; Percidae
Gene: wrap73
Product: WD repeat containing, antisense to TP73
Exons: 13
Coding region: 170-1519 (449 amino acids)
Biological process (GO): protein localization to mitotic spindle pole body; microtubule anchoring at mitotic spindle pole body; mitotic sister chromatid segregation
Cellular component (GO): microtubule organizing center; MWP complex; mitotic spindle
Molecular function (GO): protein binding
Source: RefSeq, a predicted model, not a curated record
GCACCGGUUUGCCGUCAUCGGCUCAUACAAACAAACUAGCAGCAACAGUCAGUCAGUGCCCCGAAGACAAUCAUGCGAAGAAAGAAACUUUUCUAAACUACUUUCGCGUCUCUUAUCUAAUCGACGAAACCAACACCAUUGCCGUUAAAGGAACUGUUGUGAUUGUAAGAUGAAUUUCUCUGAGGUAUUCAAGCAAUCCAACCAACUCUGCAAAGUUUCCCCAGAUGGGAAAUAUUUGGCUACCUGUGUGCAGUACAGGCUGGUGGUGCGAGAUGUGAGCACUCUGCAGAUCCUGCAGCUCUACACCUGCCUGGACCAGAUAUCUCACAUGGACUGGUCAUCUGACUCUCUCUUUAUCCUUUGUGCUAUGUACAAGAGAGGACUGGUACAGGUGUGGUCUCUGGAGCAGCCGGACUGGCACUGUAAGAUUGAUGAGGGCUCAAUAGGACUAGUCUCCUCGCGCUGGAGUCCAGACGGACGUCACAUUCUCAACACCACUGAGUUCCACCUGAGAGUCACCGUCUGGUCCCUGUGCACCAAAGCUGUGUCUUACAUCAAGUAUCCCAAAGCAUGUCAGAAGGGCAUAGAUUUCAGCAGAGAUGGCUGCUAUAUGGCCCUGGCUGAACGGCGUGACUGCAAAGACUAUGUCAGUGUAUUUGUGUGUGACGACUGGCAUUUACUCAGGCAUUUUGAGACUGAGACACAGGACCUGGCAGGGUUGGAGUGGUCUCCCAAUGGCUGUGUGCUGGCAGUGUGGGAUAGCUGUCUGGAGUACAAGGUGUUGCUGUAUUCCUUGGAUGGCCGGUUGCUGUCAACCUACAGUGCCUAUGAGUGGUCGCUGGGUGUUAAGUCUGUGACCUGGAGCCCCAGCAGCCAGUUCCUGGCCAUUGGCAGCUAUGAUGAAAAAGUGCGCAUCCUCAAUCACAUCACGUGGAAGAAAAUCGCACAGUUUGAGCACAUAGCAACCAUCAACAACACAAAAGCAGUAGUGUAUAAGGAAGUGGAGAAAAGGCCAGCUGUAGGCAGUGAUGACCUAUCGCUACACAACAUCACAAUCGGCACCACCCUAUUCAACACCCAGAGCAAAUAUGAGAUCUGCCCACCGCCAGUCCAAGUUCCUGUAGUCAAACCAGACCCAGACCGAGCCAACCCUAAGAUUGGUGUCUCUACUUUGGCAUUCAGCUCAGACAGUCGCUAUUUAGCCACCAAAAACGACAACAUGGCCAGUGUUGUCUGGGUGUGGGACAUGCAGAAGAUGAGCCUGCUGGCUGUGCUUGAGCAGACAUCGGCCGUCCGUUGCUUUCAGUGGGACCCCCGACGCCCCCGGCUGGCACUAUGUACAGGCAACACAAAACUCUAUCUCUGGUCUCCGGCAGGCUGCGUUUCUGUCCAGGUCCCCACUGAAGGUGGUUUCCAGGUCCAGUCACUAAACUGGCACUGCUGUGGAGAGACUCUGAUCCUGCUCGGGAAGGACCAGCUGUGUUUGUGCUACAUGGACACUGACCAGGAGGACAAGUAAAACACAGGUCUCGAGAAUAACUGGAUUAUUUAACCAUGCACACUUGGCCGGAAAUGUGUUAAGGUGAUGACGAAAAGAUUGGUGGGAACACUCCUCUUCAAAUUCUCAACUUUACAUGUUGAACUGUAGCUGCUCGCCAAGUUUUUAGAGCCCUUAGUGCAGGUAACUGGGAUGUUCCUUUUCUCGUCAAGUUGAAAAUGUAUGGAAUACCUGUCAUAACAUUUUUCCUGAGAGACAGAAUGGAUAAAUAUCACUUUUUUUAAUAACCAAAUGUGUACCGAAGACCUAGUUUCAAGCACUGUGAGAAGAUAGAGGUUUACAAAGUUUUACAGAUUUCACUGUACUUUUAAAUUAUUUUGUAUGUUUUACUUUUUUGAAAUUGUGUAAUUAUUCUGAAUAAAUGUUGUCAUAUAUAAUGCAGCUUAAGGCAAGUUAUUAAAAUGUGGCAUCUAAAUCUUUCAGUUUAUCACGAGUUUGUGUACUUAGACCAGGCAGUACUAAAUAUGAGGACCGUAUUACUUGGCCUUUAGACAUCAUCUGUCUGUAUGAUGUCCCUGUUACAAAGCUUGAAUUGUACAGCCACUGUAACUUAAUCACUUUGUUUGCCAUUCCUUAAAAGUACGAACAUAAUGUAAAUGCACUUCUCAACAAUGACCAGAGCCAAGCACCUGACAAGAACAUGUAGGCAUUUAUUAUUCUCCAUUGUGGCCACUGUGCUACAAAUAUAACAGAACAAAAAGUAAGCCUUCACAUGUUUGUAAUAACAAGUUCGUCUCUUUUAAAAUCAUUAAAUGAAAUACUUCACAACUGGCAAUGAAAUAUAUUUUUUCUAGGACCCUUGAUGAGUUUAUUGCAAAAAAUAACAGCAGAUAAAUAAAACCUAAUUUGUAUUACAAAUCCAUUUAGAAUAUUCCUUAAAAAACAUCUGUCAUGCAACCUCAACGUGCAGGGAGCAUGCACAAGGCCAGAAAAAGGCAUUUUGGGACACAAUUAUGUGCAAAUGUGUGCUUAAAACAAAUGCAGGACAUUUAAGGCAACUUACAAGCAAGCAUAAAGACAUGAUUUACAAGUUCAUGUUGCAUUAAACAUCUGUAACAUACAAUAACAUUUUAGCUAUAGUAGCUAAUGCAGCUCUCCAAGUGGUACAUGAGCU